GUGGUUGAACAGCAGCAGCAAUUGGAAAAUGUCAAACCGAUUGGAACUUAAUAAAUCUUUGGAGUAUGAACUACUCUUACAUCUGUCCCCUCCUUCCUGAGGACCUUUGAACUAAGAAAAUUCGAGGAACUUCGGCGUUUCUUGGUUGUCGGGUCCUUCUGGGAAAGUCUUGAAAAAGCUGUGGAUUGAAUCUUCCCCCACGGGCGUAGCAUAGAUCACACGCUACGGAAGACUCUUGCACAAAAUUCUCUGACUGACUGCCUGGCCGUGCCUGUCUGUCUCAAUCCCUGUCUGGAUUCUUGAGUCAAGACCCAGGAACACUUCAUUGGGAAGGCGUUCAAAAAGGCAAGCUGGGAAUGACACGGGACUGAAGAGAAGGGAAACGGAGAAGGAAAGGGAAAGGAGGAGGCUUUGUUCUUUUCUCUUUUUCUUUUUGCUUUUUUUGUUUGGUGGGUUUUCGAUGGCUCCGAUGAUGGACCCGCAAUCGGCCGCCGAGGUGGCGGUGUCGGUGAUCGGGUUCGGGUACGACCUCACGAGCGACGUCCGGCUGAAGUCCUGCAAGUCGGGCAGUGCGGGGUCGAGGCUGAUCGAGCUCGAGGCGAGGGAGGCGAGGGACCUCGUGUUCCCUGGUGGGGUGAUCGUCAGGGACGUGCCCGGCUGCAUCAAGUGCGACAAGGGCGAGCGCACCAGGUUCCGCUCCGACGUUCUCUCGUUCAAUCAGAUGUCAGAGCAUUUCAAUCAGGAACUUUCUUUAUCUGGUAAAAUACCAUCAGGCAUGUUCAAUACCAUGUUCGACUUUAAGGGCUGCUGGCAGAAGGAUGCAUCUGCUGUAAAAAGCCUCGCUUUUGAUGGUUGGUUCAUGACCCUCUACAGCAUCGAGUUGGAUAGAUCUCAGUUAACGCUUUCUGAGCAAGUUAAACAAGAUGUGCCCAAUUUGUGGGACCCCUUCGCCCUCGCCGAGUUUAUUGAGAAAUACGGUACUCAUAUCGUGGUCGGGGUAAAGAUGGGAGGUAAAGAUGUAGUUCAUGUGAAGCAGUUGCAGAACUCACAUCUUCAGCCCACUGACGUUCAGAACCAUCUGAAACAAUUAGCUGAUGAGAGAUUUUCUGAAGAUACUAAUAAAACUUUGUCACCAGAUCUGUCUCAAUUCUCAGCCAAAUUGAAGGGUGAAACCCUCAUGACUGGGAAUUUCCAUGGAGUAAAUUUUAGGCCACCUACUCCCUCAAAAAACAAGGAUCUUGAGAGUAUACCUGUUAGGAAGGGCGGAAUUGAUGUGGGUCAAAGUCAUAACCAUUGGCUCUCAACAAUAUCUCAGUCUCCCAAUGUUAUAUCAAUGUCCUUCGUGCCCAUAACUUUGCUGCUGAGUGGUGUACGGGGAAAUGGAUUUCUAGGCCAUGCAGUCAAUCUGUACCUGCGAUACAAGCCGCCCAUAGAGGAGCUCCAUCAAUUUCUAGAGUUCCAGUUGCCUCGGCAAUGGGCCCCUGUAUAUGCUGAUCUUCCCCUUGGACCAAGAAGGAGAAAGCACCCAUCUCCAACACUUCAGUUCACUUUUAUGGGUCCUAAGCUCUAUGUUAAUACCUUUCAGGUGGACACCGGAAACCGACCAGUGACAGGUAUUCGCCUGUACCUGGAAGGGAAGAAAAGCGACCAUCUAGCCAUCCAUCUCCAACACCUGACGCAUCUCCCCGACACCCUUGAGAUCUCGGAAGACCACACUUAUGAGCCUAGCCACGCUCCGGACGAACGAGCCUACUUUGAACCUGUCAAGUGGAGCAUCUUCUCGCAUGUGUGCACAGCUGCUGUGCAAUACGAUGGCUCGCGGAUUGAUGAUUCAGCCUCCAUCGUGACGAAGGCCUGGUUCGAAGUUAAGGUCUUAGGCAUGAAGAAGGUUCUGUUCCUAAGGUUAGGAUUCUCUAUGGUAGCAUCUGCAAAGAUCCGGAGAUCUGAAUGGGAUGGACCAUCGAAUAUAUCUCGUAAAUCGGGGGUAUUUUCGUCGUUCAUCAGCACGAGGUUUAGCGGGGGGCUGUAUCCGAUCCCACCAGAGAGGCCAGCGAAGGUGGAUUUGAACUCGGCGGUUUAUCCUGGGGGCCCGCCAUUGCCGCAGAAGAUGCCAAGAAUGACGAAUUUUGUCGACACGAAAGAAAUGGUCAGGGGCCCGGAGGACCCUCCUGGAUAUUGGGUGGUGACCGGAGCCAAGCUGUGUACAGAAGGUGGAAGGAUUUCGGUUAAGGUCAAGUAUUCUUUGUUGACGAUAAUGUCAGAAGAGGCGAUGAUGCUAAUGUGAUUAAAACAGAGGGAACAAAAUACCAUUCUUUUCAUACCUAUUGUAAAUUUGUUGAAUGUACUUCAUACAUAAGAUGUGCUGCAAGAGAAGCGGUCUGGCAUGAAGUCGACCUUUUAGCACAAUCAGAAUUUUGUUGUUUCAAGAA
Eucalyptus grandis is the source of this 2429-nucleotide messenger RNA. RefSeq names its product MACPF domain-containing protein NSL1. Gene Ontology annotation, biological process: regulation of salicylic acid mediated signaling pathway; plant-type hypersensitive response. The transcript is spliced from 7 exons. Gene Ontology annotation, cellular component: plasma membrane. Lineage: Eukaryota; Viridiplantae; Streptophyta; Magnoliopsida; Myrtales; Myrtaceae. The record is from RefSeq and is a predicted model, not a curated record. The coding region runs from base 461 to 2284 and encodes 607 amino acids.